AUGGCCACUGUUACCCUGCCGGAGCCCUUCGCCUCCAUCCCUCGUACUCCUCUUCUUUUCGGGCCCUCGCCAAUCCACGCUCUUCCCCGCAUUAGCGCCGAUCUCGCUCGCGACAGUCCUCACCAGGUCAAUGUUUACGCCAAGCGCGAUGACGUGAACUCGGCAUACGCUUUCGGCGGGAACAAGACUCGUAAGCUCGAGUAUCUGCUGGCCGAGGCGCUGAGCCUGGGCUGCGAUACCCUGGUUUCCAUUGGUGGCGUGCAGAGCAACCACACGCGUCAGGUCGCUGCUGUCGCCGCACGCUCUGGUCUCAAGGCUCGCUUGGUCCAGGAACAUUGGGUGGAGACGGAUGAACGGGGCUACGAUCAAGUCGGCAAUAUUCAAAUCAGUCGAUUGAUGGGCGCCGACGUGAGAUUGGAUCCCUCGGAGUUUGGUAUUGAGCACAAGAAGACUGCACAGGCUGUCGUAGAGGAAUGUCGGUCUCGAGGCGAGAACCCCUAUUAUAUUCCCGCCGGUGCCUCGGACCACCCGCUUGGUGGGUUAGGAUUUGCCCGUUGGGCCUUUGAGGUUCGAGAGCAGGAGCAGGAGCAGGGUAUCUUCUUCCACACGGUGCUGGUCUGUGUGGUUACGGGCUCAACUUUUGCUGGCAUGAUUGCUGGCUUCAAGUUACUGGAGCGCCUCCACCCUGAAGACCCGAAGCGAAAGGUCAUCGGGAUCGAUGCUUCGGCCACGAUGCAGGCGACCCGGGCACAGGUCGUUCGCAUUGCCAAGAACACUGCCUCUCGCAUUGGGCUCACGGAGGAUGAUAUUACGGAUGACGACGUGAUCUUGGAUGAUCGGUAUCAUGCAGGCGUCUACGGGUCCCCCGACGAAAAGACCUGGGAAGCUAUAAAAUGGGGAGCUCGGAUGGAGGCGUUCAUUACCGACCCGGUCUACGAGGGAAAGAGUUUGGCAGGCAUGGCGGAUAUGAUCAGGCGCGGAGAAAUCGCUGAAGGCAAUAUCUUGUACGCCCACUUGGGUGGGCAAUUAGCCUUGAACGCAUACUCGGAGCCCGGUGCGACCAAGAGUAGAUCUCUGGACGGGGGAUAA
Penicillium maclennaniae is the source of this 1089-nucleotide messenger RNA. RefSeq names its product putative 1-aminocyclopropane-1-carboxylate deaminase. Gene Ontology annotation, molecular function: 1-aminocyclopropane-1-carboxylate deaminase activity; D-cysteine desulfhydrase activity; pyridoxal phosphate binding. NCBI's taxonomy places the organism in Eukaryota, Fungi, Ascomycota, Eurotiomycetes, Eurotiales, Aspergillaceae. The transcript has a single exon. The record is from RefSeq and is a predicted model, not a curated record. The coding region runs from base 1 to 1089 and encodes 362 amino acids. Gene Ontology annotation, biological process: amine catabolic process.